Messenger RNA from Vespa crabro (European hornet), 2072 nucleotides. RefSeq lists its product as uncharacterized. The transcript has 4 exons. Lineage: Eukaryota; Metazoa; Arthropoda; Insecta; Hymenoptera; Vespidae. The record is from RefSeq and is a predicted model, not a curated record. The coding region runs from base 343 to 843 and encodes 166 amino acids.
GAAGCAUAGGUCGGACAGUGAGCGCGAACAAGUACGGCUUCAGUUUGCGCCGAGUCCUCAACAUGGGAGCUGUGCUCUUUUGAUGCGUUCUUGCAAUAGAAAGGAGCCUUUUCCUUUUUAUUACUUACUAAGCGCGUCUUUAUUCCGCGUUUUCAUGUUUUCGGAUUUCUCUUUAUUAUCAAUGUACAGAAGAGGAACAAGAAUCGAUUAAGAUAAUAAAGUAGCAGAUUCAGUGUUUUAUAAAGAAAUAAUUAAACAGUGUAUACAGUGUAUAAAGUUAUUUCUACAAUUUCUUCUUUCAUCAUCAUACUGCCACGACCAAACGUUAUUUUCAGUCCAGUGAUGUCUUUGGAGGAUUCACGACGUUCUCAACGACCGUACAGAUACGGUAUGGUCCUUUUAUGCGUCGGAGCUCUGAUCAAUUGGCUAGGACUCGCGGAAAAUUAUGUUGAACCAGUUCGAUAUGUUGGAGUCGCUUGCAUAGUAGCAGGGGCACUUUUGAUUUGUGCAGCGAUGUGUUGCUGGUUACAUGCGCCGCCAACUCGGACUACUACGCACGCGCAACACGCGAAUCAUCCGAUUACGGCCCAGAUUGACGAUCCGAUCCACGUGAUCUCGAUCGACGAACCAUCCAGUGGUGCGAGACAAAAGCCACCGGACUACGAGGCUGUAACCGAUGCGCCACCUAGUUAUGAUGAUGCAAUCAAAUUGAAUCCUGGUCAUUUAAUUAGGCUAAGCACGAGUAGUACGACAGCCUUAUCAACAGAAAAUACGAUACCGGGAACCGUUGAACUGGUUCCCGGUGAAACAGUGCGAACACCGCCACCACCAUACGCGAGGUGAAAGGUUUGGGGCAAUCUAUGGUGAUUACGAAAAACAAGGUCUGCGGCACGCUGCAGCUUAGAAAAAGAGACUACCAAGAAGAAGUACAACAAGAGUCUUUUAAAAUUCUUCAUUAUGUGAAUGAAGAAGACACGUUGUACGUAAGUGUCAAUUUCUGCGAAAACUACCACGAAAGUGAUCUUUCGAAAGAGAUCAGCGAUUCGCAUGAAAAUAAAUUAAAAUUAUGAUCCUGUCGAGAAGAGACAAAAUGAGAUAAUGGAAACAAAAUGCAGAGUUUGAUCUUUGCGGACUGAUGUACCUACAAAUGUAUGACUUACUCUUGAUGCGUCGUCGAUCAUGCGAUCUGUCACUAUGAAUGUGAGAGAACCCAAAUUCGAAUUUUUUUUCUUUUCUUUUAAAGAGUGAUUUAAAUAAACAAUGGAGAUUAUACGACUGGAGAAAUUCUAACUAUUUGUUCACAAUACAACUGCCAAUUUGUGAUAAUUAUGAAUUACGCCUGAAUAUCUACGAAUGAUUCUAUGAAAUUAGUAUGUCGGAAUUUGUUUCUAGUUAUAUCGUUGUAUAUAGUUAAGUAUUAAUAUAUAUAUAUAUAUAUAUAUAUAUAUAUAUAUAUAUAUAUAUAUAUAUAUAUAUAUUAUCAUAAAUGUGCAAUGUACAUUGCAGGAAAUGAAACGUCAUGGUCGUCUCUCUUAACUCGAAAUUUAUGCAUAUGUGUGUGAGACCAGUAAUUAUAAAUUAUUUCAUUUCGUUCGAAGAUCCAUGUUGCUUUGUUCCUAAGAAUGAAGAACGUUGAUUAACGAUGCUGCUUAUAUUCAUUAUUUUAAUUGAAAAGAAUUAAUAGACUGCAGCGCGAAUAAUUUUAUAAACUUUUUGAUACUGAUCACAUUCACAACACACUCGGUUUUAUAUACUUUCAAAUAUUGUAUAUUUGUCUAUGGUAGUGAAACUUAAAAUUUGACUUUUUAGUUUUGCGUUAAGAAGACGAUUCAUAAAUCUAGUAAUAAUGUUCCUAUUCGUUUGAAUGAUGAAACGUUUUUUAAGAUCUUUUAUGCGAUUUUAGAUUUUUUUGAUCCCAUUAUUGGAAGCAGAUAAGUAAAAAUUAUUCGCACGCUUAUUAUUUGUGACAGUUGUAAAAACAUCACGUGUGUUGAGUAUCACUUCAUCAUCUCUGUAAGAUAAAGCCUUUUUUUAUAACGGAAAUAUAAAUAAAAAGAGUAAACUUUUAUAUA